UUUUUAUUUUGCAUUUUGCAUCAUCAUCACCACCUAAAAUUCUUUCUUUUCUCUCCUUCAAUCUCUUCUUUUUUCCUCUUUCCUUCCACCAAAGUAACUAACCCUUGUUCUUUUUUUUUUUAUUUACACUUUUUUCAGGACCCAACAUAACCCUUUAAUUUCUCAAAGAUAAAAUAGUGUCAUCACUCAAUCACCAACCUCAGCAAACAAGGUUCAAACUUCAAUUCAUGGAGCUUAUGCACAGAAAACCUAACCCUAUAUCAUAAAAAAGCUAACUUUUUCUUUUUAUAUAAUUAUUUUUCCUCCUUAAAUUAUCAUUAUCAUUAAAUUAACUCAAAAAUCUUUUGUACACCCUAGAUGUUAGAGCCAUGGACAUAACCCCAACAACAACAACAACACCAACCAUUUUAACAACAUCAACAACAACAUUAACAAAAUCACCAGAACAUGAAACUGAAACACCCACCAAAAUCACAACAUCCAACACACAAACAACACCAAAAAUCUUGUCUUUUUCCAACGGUGUUCUCAAACGCCACCACCACCUUAACAACCACCACCACAACCACCAAGUAACUGUUACUUACAAAGAAUGUCUCAAAAACCACGCAGCCAACUUAGGUGGCCACGCCCUCGACGGUUGCGGCGAAUUCAUGACAUCUCCCACCGCAACAUCCGCCGACCCAACUUCCAUAAAAUGCGCCGCAUGUGGCUGCCACCGUAAUUUCCACCGCCGCGAACCAGAAGAACCACCACUUUCCACCACCACCACACACGUAAUCGAAUAUCAACCUCACCACCGCCAUCAACCACUUCCACCGCCGCCGUUUUCCAACCGUAGCCCCAAUUCAUCUUCACCACCUCCGAUCUCUUCAUCUUACUACCCAUCCGCCCCUCACAUGCUCAUCGCACUCUCAACUGCCCUUCCGGAAAAUACGGCCGUCCCUAACACUGCCUUGAUCUCUCCUGGGUCCCACACUAGAAAACGGUUUAGAACAAAAUUUUCUCAAGAACAAAAGGAUAAAAUGUUGAAAUUUGCUGAAAAAGUUGGUUGGAAGAUUCAAAAGCGUGACGAUGAUUUGAUUCAUGAGGUUUGUAAUGAAAUUGGUGUUGAUAGAACUGUUCUCAAAGUUUGGAUGCAUAACAACAAGAACAAUUUCACUAAGCGAGACAACAACAACAUCAUCAACAAUAUGAUGGAAAGCAAUAACAACAAUGAGAUUGGUGUUAAGAGUUUUCUGCCACUUGAGGAUGAAGAACACAAAGCUGAUAUGAAUGCUGAGAUUCAUACUCAUCAUAGUCAUUACCAGAAUGAAGGUGGAGUUCGUGCUAAUGGUUCAUCUUCUUCUUCUUGAUCUUUAAUGGAAGAGAAUAAAAUACUACUAGUAUGUUAGUUAGAUUUGAGUACUGUGCUGUUAACGGUUAAUUAAUUAGUUUUUAAUUUUUUUUAAUUUUUUUUUAGUUUAAUGUUAUCAUGUUAUGAGAUGAGAUGAUGAAAUGGUGAUCACCUUUGUUAUAACAUUGGAGAGAAUGAUAUCAAGUUAAUUAAGGGAAUUUAUUUUA
Cicer arietinum (chickpea) is the source of this 1563-nucleotide messenger RNA. RefSeq names its product zinc-finger homeodomain protein 8. Gene Ontology annotation, biological process: regulation of developmental process; regulation of DNA-templated transcription. The record is from RefSeq and is a predicted model, not a curated record. NCBI's taxonomy places the organism in Eukaryota, Viridiplantae, Streptophyta, Magnoliopsida, Fabales, Fabaceae. Gene Ontology annotation, cellular component: nucleus. Gene Ontology annotation, molecular function: transcription cis-regulatory region binding; DNA-binding transcription factor activity.